This is a messenger RNA of Tachysurus vachellii, 4407 nucleotides long. RefSeq names its product leucine rich repeat containing 75Ba (gene lrrc75ba). Bases 224 to 1339 code for a protein of 371 amino acids. The record is from RefSeq and is a predicted model, not a curated record. Lineage: Eukaryota; Metazoa; Chordata; Actinopteri; Siluriformes; Bagridae. The transcript is spliced from 5 exons.
CACACACACACACGCACAUGCACGCGCGCACAGGGAGGACGGGAUUAGUCGGAUGCACAGUGGAGCUGGCGCAGUUUUGCUCGGUGUUUGUGUUGCAGUGUUUGAUGCGUGAUAUAACGGGAGAAACCGGAGCAGCAGCUCCAUGAGGAAACUGGGAUAAGAACAGGAGGAGAACGAGUUACGGUAACGGAUUGAUCUGUGCGUGUUUGUACCGGAGUCAGCCAUGGGCUCGAGACUGAGCCGCCAGAGCAGCCUGGACGGUAGCGGUGGAAGCUCGCGCAGGAGAGGAGCAGGAGGGCGGCGGAAACGCGCGGACAGCGACGGGGAGCGCGAGCACAGCGCCCAUUUCCCCGCAGCCGUGAUGUUGUUGAGGACAGACAGGUUGCGCGCGAGCGCUCAGAGUCCGUACGUGAGACGGGUGUCAUGGAUCCGAGACAUCCAACAUCUGCUGCGCGAGAGGAAGGUGGAGGAGGCCGUGAGUGUGCUGAGACAGCUGAGGAAGGAUCUGGGAUUAGAGGGAACAUCCCUGAAUGAUAUUUUAUACAAAAAUGCAGCUUUCCUCAACCUGGUGGAUCCGAUUUCACACGAGCUGCUGCUGAGUCUUGCCCGAGACAUGCAGUGUCCCAAAAAGGACUCGGACAUGCUGAAGUCAACAGAUAAAAUCUGUAGGCAGCUCAUUUAUCACCUGACACCGCACUCAAAGUGGUUGAGACAGAGCAUGAGCCGGAGAAAAGCCCAGGCCUGGCUGAAAACGACUCUCCAGAAGAAGCUCUGUAGCGACUCUGUGGAUCUUUCCGGAAUCCCCCUGUCCACACGGGACAUUCGACACGUAACGUAUUACCUCCAGACCAGUGGGGGCGCUGUUAUAUCUGUGGAUUUGAGCUUUACUGAGCUGCGGGAUGAAGGUUUGCGAAUCCUGUUGCCUGUAUUGAGCGUUUUGCCCAAACUCACCACUCUGGCGCUGAACGGAAACCGUCUGACUGUGUCCAUCAUGAAGGACCUGACCGAGGCUCUGAAAAUCCCACAGAGUUUCACGUGUCUGGCCUGGAUCGAUCUUGGGAACAACGUGGACAUUUUCACUAUGCCACAGCCGCUCCUGGUGGCGCUGCGGCGGCGCUGCAGCUUAAAGAGCAGUUUGCCCACCAUAUACGAGUACACGGAGGGGCAGCCAUACUGCUACCGCAUGGAGAGCUCCAUUGAGGAGCCGAGCCUUUACGAGGAAGAUGAAGAAGAUGAUGAAGAUGAAGAUGAGAUGGAAGAAAAACUAGACAUGGAGCAGUGGAGCCUCGUGGAGCAGAAGAGCUCUGGAAGUUUCACCUUAAAAUAUUGUGAGAGGUGAAGCUAACCUUUGACCUUUAGCGUUACCCAUCGCUGAGGAAGUAGGAAGUGGAAAUGAGCCAAAUUUGAGGAGGUCAGAGGGAUGGAGGGACAGCCUCUCCACACCACUUGUUGUCGCUCCAUGAGUUUCCCUGUUCCCCAUUCUGGCUUUGUUGUGAUCCAGCACCAUCAAAUUCACACAGGAAGUCAAACGGUGGCAAGAUAAAGACCCAGAGCACGCUCAGUUAGCGUAAACAAAAACCGGACACACACUCACCGUUUUAGCUGUUGAUGCUCAAUGGCUCUGGGGAGGGGCGGUUCAUUGGUUCUUUGGUGGGACUUUUAGGAGAUUCAGAGAUGUCACUUCUACUACAUACAAUAAAUAAAUAAAUAAAUAAAUAAAUACCAAUGAACGAUCCAGAAAAAUAAGUAAUGGACCAGCUUAGUCAUGAUUAGCUGAUUAACAUCCUUACUGAACAAGGAGCCCAAAUGUUUAGCUAUGGUGGAGCACUGUGUGUGUGUGGAUGUGUGUGUGUGUUUGUGUGUGUGGUCAGAUUUGGCACACACUGCCCCUGCCACACGUUGCCGCUAACAUCGCAAACACCACUUUGUUCGUUUCUAAUCUUCCAACAAAAGCCAUGUAAGCAGCUCAACAAACCUGUCACAUGAGCGCUGACAAAACUGCUACAUCAAGACUUUUUUCCUAAAACGUUCAGUUGUAGACGUCUGGUCAUCACUUAGCAACACGUAUCUCUGAAUAAUGCUAAAACACAUAAUAUUGCGAUGUGUUCCUUUUUGUCAAGGCUGUGCUAACACAGAGUGAAUCCUGCUAACUAUCUCUCUUCAUACCUGUAUUGAUUAUUAUAAAUAUCAUCUUUAUGCUAAUGUGUUACUUUUUCAAUUUAACAUAAUACAUCAUAUUAACCAAAAUAGCUCCAGGGCUAAUUUUAGCAUCAGUGUAUAAGGUAUUAAAGCUCAAUGUUAAUUAUAGCUUACUAAAUGAAAAGUGUACGCAUCAACAUAGCAACACAACAACAUAACAUGCUAGUCACUUCACUAACAAAUCCUAUCUGCCACUUCCUGUUUCUUCCUUUCAGAUGACGCUUAAAUAAGGAGUAAUACUGGUAGCAAUUACCAUUCUACCAUUCAUACCAUGCUACCUGGUAGCGAUUUCACUCACUUGGCUAAGACAAGAAGGGCUAGCAUGCCUAGUGUGACUGGAGCUCCAGUUUUUGCUACUUCCUGUAGCCAUUUCAACCCUUUAAAGUGGUUUUUUGCACAUUUUAGCCAUUUAUUGUAAAGGCUAAUUUUAUUUAAUGUCAAUGUGAAACACUGAUAUUGUAUUAGUGUGUAUCUAAAGCUGGUAUAUUUUCUUCCAAUAUGUGCACACACACACAAACACACACACAGAGUUGGUUGGGAAUAAUCAGACUGUAAAUGACAGCAGAUCUGUAAUAUUACUGUGAUGUAGUGUGUUGUCUUUCUACUGUGUGUACAUAUGUGUGUAUAUGUGUACUGCUGUAAUGUUGUCUUAACAUUGUGUGUGUCUGUGAUUUGUUGUAUUGUGUUAGUGUCGUCUGCUGCUGAGUCUUAUGUCCUAUUGAAGCUUGAGACUCAGUUUGUCCUUUCAUAGGGAUCAAACCACAACAAUAUUUAAAGAUGCAAAAAUAAUUCUGCUUAUUCGGACUUAAAUAAACGUCCCUAAAACUCGUCACUCAGACAAAGUCGAUCUGAACUUCUGCUCUGAUGCUGUUCACUCUUUUAACUCGUGUAAAUUUGAGGUAAAUGACAGAUUAAAGGGAAAUCAGAGUUUGAGGUAAAGCAGGAGAUUGAGGUAAAGUACUGAGGUAAACACAGACAUGGAGGACUUGAGGAUAAUUGGACGGUGAAGUAAAUCAGACACUAGGAACAUUUGAUUUUUGGACAAAAUUUAUUUUUUAUUUAUAUAAACAUUUAUUUACAUUAAGGAUGUUAAUAGCAUUAGCUUGUUUAGCCUCGGCUAGCGGAGUCCAUUUUAAACUUGCAGCCUUGUCUCUAAAUACAGUAUAUUAACACUUUUUUGGGCUCAUGAAAAACCUUUGUGUAAUCUGUGACACACUUGAGCUGUAAAUCACCUCAGUUCUGACUUUCCUGCUAUGCUAAUCAUGUGCUAAUAAUCUGCUUUAAUGUCAUUUUUUACAUAUAUCAUAUAGUCAGUGUUGAUACCUCACAAUAUUAUCAAUCCACUUGGAUUCAGUUUGGGAAUAUGGUGCCUUAUUUCGGCUAUACUGUUUUUGUCCCAAUGAAAAUAUACAGUAUGUUGAUUUCUGCAGAUAGCAUGAGAAUAAUCUAGUUUAGUUAGCGGUCAGUGCUACAUGAUAUUUAUUCCCACAUCAGAUGUAAAUGUUGAUGUUUCACAUAAAAAUGUCUUGUUUCUACAAUCGCUGUUUCUUUACAUUGCCCAUAUUUUUAGUACUUAAGGGCUAGGUCAGUCGUUAUACUUGUUUUUAGCUAAGGAAUGUGUUAGAUUUCAGUGUUCAUGUUGCUCAUGUGUCUGGAGUAGUGAUCGUUUGGGUUUUACUGUUUGUUUGUCGUGUGUCACGUGUUCAACUUCUUACAUUCAGCACACUAAUCUAAUGUCAGUUAAAUACCUAGCAUUAUUUCUUUAUUAAUAAAAGUCACUUGUUUGUAGACUGCUUUGUUGUUCCCAAGACGUAAACUAGCUGAAUGUUUGCACAAAGUUAACACAUGUAACUUGCUAGAUAACGAUUGUUAGCUAGCUAGUUAUGCUAGUCUUUUUGUUUUAUAUCUAGUGAGCAGUUGUGUCUCUGUAGCACAAACGUAGCAUACUUCAGAAAACAAUAUUGCGUCAUGUCAGGAGUUGCACAUCGGCCCCUUGUCAAGCUCGAGCGCAGUGUGUUAAUGUUCACAGCAGAAUCGGUUGUGUGUUAUUAAAGCAAGUCGCUAACUGUGUUCUUGUUAUUGUUAUCGUUCCUGUUUGUAUAAUGAGUCUUUGUGUCGAACUGGUGUUUGUUAUUAAAUUGUGAUUUAAACAAUAAUUUAUACGACUGUUACACAACACUUGAGUAAUAAAAUGACUGAAUAUUGAAA